Miscanthus lutarioriparius is the source of this 660-nucleotide messenger RNA. The record is from the annotation of a GenBank genome assembly. Lineage: Eukaryota; Viridiplantae; Streptophyta; Magnoliopsida; Poales; Poaceae.
AUGGCGGAGGAGAAGAAGAGGCACAAGCACAAACACAAGGAGAAGGAGAAGCAGUCGGGCGGCACGGAGCAGGCGGCGCACUUCAAGCCGUGCGCCGACGUGAAGGGCAUCCGUUUCGGGGGCCAGUUCAUCGUGAAGUCGUUCACGGUGCGGCGGGCGUCGCCCCUGGAGCUGCUGCGGCUGCUGGACAUCCCGCCGUCUUACCUGAGCGAGUGCCAGAGCCUGCCGUUCCCGUCCACCACCACCUACAUGCCCACCAGCUUCACCAUCCUGGCGCACCAGGCGUGGCACACGCUGACGCUGGGCCUGGGCACCAAGAAGUCCAAGGUGGUGCUCUUCGUGUUCGAGUCCGAGAGCAUGAAGGCGGCCGUGGACCAGCUGUGGCCCGCCAUGAUCCCGCUCGGGGACGUGAACAAGAAGCUCAUCCGUGGGCUCACGGGCAGCGAGAUGGCGCGGUUCAAGUUCCGGAAGGGCUGCCUCACCAUCUACGUCUACGCCGUGCGGCGGCUCGGCGCGGCCGGGUUCAUGCGCACCGAUGACCUCAGGCGGAUACUGCAGUCGGUCGUGGAGCUCAAGGACUUCCUGGACCACACCGCCAUGCUCGCCAUCCCGAGCCAGAAGAGCAUCACUCUGCAGUCGCGGACAGCGGUGGCUCACUGA